This is a messenger RNA of Electrophorus electricus (electric eel), 1726 nucleotides long. NCBI's taxonomy places the organism in Eukaryota, Metazoa, Chordata, Actinopteri, Gymnotiformes, Gymnotidae. The record is from RefSeq and is a predicted model, not a curated record.
CCUGCGUAAUGCAGCAACUUCAGAAAACCGAAGGGUCCGAUGAACAAGUGCCAACUGGAUUAAAUAAGACAUCAAAGCCAAGCCAACAUGCUUUCCUUUCACUGAAGGAGUAUUUUUGCAUUAAGGAAAAAAGCCAGACUAACUUUGUUUUUUCCUCCCGGGACAUUUUUAUGACAAAUAGGUUUUCUGUAAUACGAAAGUAAUGAGGGAGUGUCAUUGUUUUUGUCUCCAACGUAGAGUUUGCACUCUCGUGGUGGCUCUGUGCGCGCUCCAUAUCUCCGUAAUGGUUUUCUAUUACUUGAGAAACUCCGGAGCCGACGGUCAUAUGCAAGUACAAGCGUAUUCGACGUCGUCGCCGAACACGACGAAUAUCGAGCUCGUGUCGCCCGCGGCGACUACGGCAGCGCUCAUCGCGGAGCCGAGAGCAGAGGAUGUCGCCGAGGUGACGGAAGAAGCGAACGGUGUUGAAGCAUUUAAAACGCCGCUGGAGAAAUGUCCCGAGACGUGCCCGCUCUUAGUGGGUCCAUUGUGUGUGGAGUUCUCUGAUCCGGUGGAUCUGGAGCAGAUCAGACAGGAGCCCCUGCUGGUGGAGGGGGGACACUACAAACCGCCCCAGUGUAGUCUGUCCAGAAAGUGGCCGUCAUUAUCCCUUACAGACACAGAGAGCAGCACCUCAAAUACUGGCUGUACUACCUUCAUCCCAUUCUGCAGAGACAACAGUUGGACUAUGGAGUCUACAUCAUUGAGCAGGGGAGCCUGUUGGUCAGCUGAUCUGUUGAUCCGGAUGAGUGCAUAUGAAAGCGGACUCAGGUGGAGUCUCUGAAGAACAUAAAGGGAAAAUUCAGCAUACAUCUGGGAAGAAUACAGUAACAGCAACAUAAACCACAUAUAUUUGGGAACAUAACACUAAUGCAUCGUGUCUCCUGGGUGUUGCAGUUCUCUAUUUGUUUUGUGCAGAUCACCUUAUAUGUGAUACAGGCACACAUAAGCCUGCAUGCACACACACACACACACACACACAUACACAAUGUUCCACACUUCUCCACCUUGUCUAAACCCCUUUACCCCACACUGCUUCACCUGGCCUACCCCAGAUUACCCCACACUGCAUAUUCUGUCUCCAACUACCUCCACCAACUACUAUACUAACCCAUUAUAUGACAUCAGCAGACCAUCCAUUUGUGUCAUUCUUUUGUUGACGAUGUCAUCAUCAGCCAUUACGUCCACCAUCUUUCCAGACUUGAGCUGCAUCAUUAGCAUACUGGCCACACCCCUCUUCAGGUUCUUGAUGGUCACAGACACUGCCUUGUAUGUGUAGAGGUUUUGUACUUGGGACAUCAUGCACAGUAACCAUUUACAUAGUCUGUCUCCAGGAGAACCUCACUGUUUUCAGCACUGAUCAGUCAAUCAAUCAAUCAAUCAAUCAAACUUGUGCCAGAAAACUUCACUGUUUUGGAGGCCUAUAUAUGAGCAAGAUGCAGGUGUGAUAUCUGGUUUUUGUUGUAAGUGUUUGUGCUGUAAAUGAGAGACUACAGGUAGGGACAGCGGGUGUGGGAAUAUACCAGCAGUAGGUGGAAGCUAGAGAACACAGCAACACACAACAGAUAGACAUCAAGGGAGAACAUGAUCUGCUUACACAUAUCUGUCAUGGAACGAUCGCCUCCCGCAAGGCACGUGGUUUGGCCAGCCACGUGCAGUGAGAGGGCCUUCGUUAGUGGCCACACCU